Pelobates cultripes (western spadefoot toad) is the source of this 18706-nucleotide messenger RNA. Lineage: Eukaryota; Metazoa; Chordata; Amphibia; Anura; Pelobatidae. The record is from the annotation of a GenBank genome assembly.
AGGUCUCUAUGGUCUGGUUAAUAAUGCUGGCAUUGCCAAUCCUAUAGGCCCCACUGAAUGGAUGACUUUGCAGGACUAUCGGAGAGUUAUGGAAGUUAACACAUUUGGGACAAUUGGAGUGACCUUAAGUUUUCUGUCACUAAUAAAGAAGGCACAGGGACGUGUUGUGAAUAUGGCAAGUGUUCUUGGGAGGAUCUCAGCCAACGGAGGCGGGUACUGUGUAUCUAAAUACGCUGUGGAGGCAUUCUCUGACAGUCUCAGGUAAACCACAUUCAUUUAGCACUCUCAGCCAAAGACUGUCAUCCAGAUUGGAAGAAACUGCCAAUGAUAACGUGGGAAUGGUAAUUCCAUAUUAUAAAAGUGGCAAAGUUGGGGGUAUUAUCUCGGCUGCAGGUACACCCUUGGUAUAUAUCAAGCCAUACUUGAAUUGGUUUCAUGUAAAAACCAAGAUCCCAGGGGACUCUACUAGCAUAACAAACACACCAAGUUGUGAUGGUUAUGUUGCUUAGAGUACCAAAUAUGUCCUGGUCGAUUGAAAACAGUUUUCAAGUAUUUCCCUGUAUCUGUGUCUACCUUGCUUUUCAAAAGAAAUUGGCUCUAUUAUAAUUGACCGCAGUAAGACAAUUUCUCACCUGCAUUGAACUAUUUUUGCUUCAGUGCUUCUCUAUGAGAAUAAUUGCGAUUUCUGCACACGCAUCCUAUGCCCACAGUGUAUCUCUAUGAAAAAUAUUGGAUCGGAUAGAGAUGAUGAGUAACAAUGAUGUCACCAUAGAUUUCCAGCCUGGAGAACAGUGCUAGAAAAAAGGUUGGCUAACUUUUGUGUGUGUUUUUUUCUUUUUGGUUUUUGUUUUUAAUUUAAAAAAAAGUGGGGGGAUGCCUAAAUCUAAAAUAAAACAGGAACAUUUCAACAUUAAAAAUAAAUGUUUAUUAACAUUAAAGCAUUGAAGUGUUCCUUUUCAUAUCCCUUUCUUCAAAAGUAGGUUCUCAUUUCUUUAAAAAGUUUCUAAUAUACGAGAAUUCUAAAUCGUCCUCACAUUCUAGUUUGACAACUUAUAACAGUUAUUUUUGUUUUGUACUGUAGCUCUAAAGACCCUAGAUAUUUUACAGGUACAAGUUCCUGAGGGUUGGAUAAACAAUUCUGACACACAAUAGCUGCAAAACAAGUUUUCUACACCAAGUAGAAUCCUAGUCUAUUUCAAUCCUAGUCUAGUACCAUGUAGUUAUAAAUCACAUAAGUAAUUAAAUAGCUACUUGAUCUGUGAAUAUUAUUAUUCUCUGGAAUAAUGGAUAUGACCAUAUUAAUCUAAUUUAGCUCUUUCAAAUUCAGUCAAAUUUUAAAAUUUAAGAAACAAUAUAUAUAUAUAUAUAUAUAUAUAUAUAUAUAUAUAUAUAUAUAUAUAUUGCAUAUUUAUAUGCAUUAGGAACACUUUUAAAUAUUUAACUGGCUUUUAAAAAGUAAAUAGCUAGCAGCUAUUUGUCAUCACAUGCAAACACAUUUAAGUGUGAUUUGUGUCCUUCGCAUUCCUUGUGAUAAAAGAAAAAUAUUUUAGCAAUGAUGUCAGCUAUUGCUUUCACUAUUUGCCCAAGUAGGUUGUUCCAUUGUUUGAUAAAUUCGUUAUAUAAUGCCAGUUUUGUAUCUUUCUUUGACUCUUAAGAGUUCCUAAAUCUUGGCGAAAUGCAUCCAAGUUUUUUUUCUGCUAUGAAUUAGCAAAUCAUUUUACUUGUAGAAUUUUAUUUUAAUUUUUUUUUCCAAAGCACAAUACUGAGCCAUCCAUGUCUAUCAGAGAAGGUUUAAAACAAAAUCUGUUAUUUUAAAUUGUAUAGUGAAUUCAUAGAUUUCUAUUUACUCACUUUUUUCUUAUUUAUCUUUUCAAGAGGUGAAUCAAUGUCCUUUUUAUUUUGUUUAGUUUAAGAAAAUAAUGCAACAUCCUAUAAAAUUAUAACUGUAUCUAUACCAAAAUCUUAGGGAGAUCUGCAUAAUGUGCAGAAUACCAAUAAUGUGUUGUGUAUCACUGAAAAGAAAAAAAAAUUUCCCCAGGGAUUUAUUUAAUUUAUUUGUUGCCAUAGGCUCAGCAAAGCCUGUGCAUCCACCUUCUUAAAUUUUUCAAGUCCACAAUUAAUCAUCAACGGAUAAGCAUGUAGGGAUUGAAAAUUGAAGCCAAAAUAGGUGCUUAUUGGAGAACUUUUACAAUUUGUCUGUUUUGCCCUAAAACAUGUAAUUCCCUCAUCAGCUCCCAUAUUAAUGAAUAGCAUUGCCAAGGUGCUAGUGUGUGUUGUUGGUAUUAUGUGUAUGGUAUAUAUGCAUUUAAUUUUCUUUUACAACUCCAUCAACAAACACUUAUGCACAGCUGGAUAAUGCAACCAAACUAGCCUCUCAUAUUUAAAGUAAAGCUGUAAGCACCAUAACCACUAUAGUUCAUUGGGUACAGCACCUCAGUUUUUAUUUCUUGCCAAAACUAUUUUUCAGUGGUACUCUUACAGGCACCCAAAGCCCAACCUCCCCAGCAGCCACUCAGAUAAUGCUGUCCAACCUUGUAUGGGUAAGAUGAGAUCUGAAUGGGCUGCACUUUGGCCACUCAAACAUUGGAAUACUGCAAAUAAAAUGAAUUGCAUCAUAAUUCUUACAAUGAGCUGCAGUAGUUAUGAUGCAUAGAGAGUGCUUUUAAAUAUUGUCUGCUGAAGUCCCCUCUGUGUGUUUCUCAUAAUAUAGUAGCAUCUUUUUAUAGAGGUCCUUAUAUUGCAUUCAAUAGCCAGUCUUCUCUUCAGCUAAGCAUGCAUUAUACAUGAGGCCUUGUAUAAAAGACUGAGACUGGGACAAUAUUUAGAAGUUCACUUAAUUCAUUUACCUCUGAAAUGUAUACAUUAUGUAUAAUCCAUGCUGCAAAAACACAAAGCAUUCACAGUACAAUGUGUAUGCUAACAUAAUAAUACAUAUUAUAUGGAACAACCAGUGGUGUCCUGGGACCUACAUUUAAAUUUAAAGAGCAAUUUUAGGGGAUAUUGUAUAAUAGCAGAGCAAAGACCAUGGUGUCACAAAUGCACACUACUAAGUGUGCUUCUGGCUUGGUUCCGGGGGUGAAAAAUCACUAUUUGUCUGCAGUAGACCAAAAAUAAUGAUAACAUUCCCUCUUAAAGGGACACUCCAGAUCCCUAAAGCACUUUAGCUUGCAGAAAUGCUUUAUAUGUGAAAAGUGUGUCCAUCUUUUUAUUUUACAAAUCGUGCAAAUUUCACCCCCGGUUGUCAAUCAGACAACCGUUCCUUUUACCUCCUUUGUGGAGCUAAACCCACGAGGCAGACAACUGCCGAGAGCACCUGCCUUACAAAAACUUCUCAAUGAGUUGCAUUGGGAAAUCUUUUAUUGGACAGCUACAGAAGGUCUAGGAGGGGUUAGAAGAGGAGGGCUUCCAAAGGCUUCAGACAAGAGAUCUGCAGUUUUUGCAAGCUAUUUUUAGAUAGACCCCCAAUAAAAAAAAGUGUAAUGAAAUGCAUGAAAUCUUUCAUUUAGGGUAUAUCAACUAUUGUUUGUUUUGGGGGUUUUUUGAGCAGUGGAGUGUCCCUUUAAUACCACCCACACUUAACUUCAGUAUCAAGAGCUGCCACCACCAAGGCAGUUUAUAAAAUAGGGAGCCCUGGUUUUCCAAGCAGAGGAGAUAAAAAAAAAACCACAAUUAUAAUAUAGCACAAUAUUAAUGACAUUUGAAAAUUAUAAUAAAUCAGUCUUUUCUGGUAAUGUAAUUCCUUAUUUAUGGAAUCUUUAGUCCAGGGGAGAAUCCAUGCCAUGCAAAAGGCAGGGGAGAAUAAGCAACUUUAUUUUUCAUAAUAUGUUUUUUUUUUUAUUCUUUCCUCCUACACUACAGUCCCUACCACCCCCCAAUGCAUAUAACAACCCCUGUUCCCUAACACAAAAACAUUAUUACCCCCCCAACACACACAAAAACACACACAUACAAGCCUGUAGCUUCUCCAACAAACAUGCAAUAGGCCCUACCAACCGCCCUACACAUAUACACGAAAGCUCCUAUCCACCCCACACACCACAGCCCCAAUUUCCUCCUCACAUACUCACACUACAGCCUCUAUCCCCCUUAAAACACUUUAUACAGCCCCAUUCCCCCAAACACACACUACAGACCAUAUCCUACCCUGCACACAUACACUACAGGCCAAAUCCUAUCACACAUAUACACUACAGCUCCAAUUUCCUUCCCAAACAUGCCCUACAGCCCUUAUCCCCUGGAAAACACCCUAAAGGCCCUAUUCCCCUAAACUCACACACACAUAUAUUAAACUGUAAACGGCACCAUGCACACACUCACAAACCCACAACAGCCUCCCUCCCACACACAUAAUUCCCAAACAUCAUCCCCACAUAUACACCGAAUCCCACAAGUAGCUUCCCCAGAAAUAUGUAACACCAAAUGCAGCCUCCCUUCACACAUGUAAAACCACAAGCAGCCACCCACACACACAUUAAAUUUCACAAGCAGCCUCUACAUAAAUACACAACACUCUCAACUCUCUCCCAGCCCAGUCCCACUUAUCAUCCAAUCAUUCACCUAGUCAGAUUCACCAACAUCACCAGAUCUACUCAUCAUUACCAAACUAAUUAUUUAUACAUUUAAUUAAAUUUCCCAAACUAGCCCGUUUCACCCAACCAAUUACAUACCACCACAAAGUAGUCACAUUGACCUAUCUAAUCACACCAAAUAUUUUGCAUAUAUGUUUAUAUGAAAGGUGGGGGCUGCAUUGAGAAUAUUGACUUCAAGGCAGCAAGGAGAACAAAACCAGCCCUGGUCAAACGGUUACCAAAUGGUUUGACUACUUACAUGGCAGGGCGCCAAUCACUCUGUGCACUGUAGUUGUUACAGUGCUUGGAGUGUUCCUGUAAGUAAGGCAUAUUUAGCAAAGGCUUAAGUGUCUGAAUAUUGUUGAACAAUUACAAAGUUGUCAUUUUAAUGUUAAGGCGAAUAUCCAAAGUUUAAAUGAUUUUCUAGAUUUAAUGUCUAUAUAAAUUCAAGUAAGUGUAUUUCGAAUAAUCUACUGUCACAUUGGUCACAAGAAGAUACAAUGAAUAAAGAUGAGACCAAGUAAGGUCCAAGUAUGCUACCUUGCAUGCCAAAAUGCUACUGUGUGAUCAACUGGCUGACAAGGACAGAAUCCUAACUCCGCACAUCUCUUUCCUACAGGCGUGACAUGCAGCACUUUGGAGUUAAGGUUUGCAUUAUAGAGCCAGGUUUCUUCAAGACUGCAGUGACAAAUCUCGACUCUAUUGAGAAGUCGUUGCAGCAGCUAUGGGACCAGAUGCCACCUGAAACACAAAGAAGCUAUGGACAUACCUUUUUUAAACAAUGUACGUAUCUUUAUAACAUAUAAAUAGAGGGUUUUUAAAUUGGAAAAAUAGCCACGCUGCAACUAUAGCUGAUUUUAAGUACGCUAAAUUAAAAAUCAAACUACAAUUUUGUUUUGUUUUUAUUUUUCUUAAAAUAACAAUUCACAUAUGAUACAGUAGAAAACACAUACCGAUUGACAUGUAGUAAUACGGUCAUUUAAACAGUGAAUACAUUUACAUAGUUGAUGUGUAAAUGACUGAUUUACUAUAUGUCAUAUAAGAGCUUUUCAAGCACCAUAACUACUACAGUACACUGUAGUGGUUAUGGUGACAGGAGUGUCCGAGUGCCUUCCUACCGGAGGACCACUUAUACUGAGGGGUGCCAGGGCAAAACUGGCACCAUAACCACAACAGCACUGUUUUUGUUAUGUUGCUUAAACUGUUCCUUUAACAAAUAUAUCUAUUUGUGAGGUGUGAAAAAUAAAAUGAAAUGUAGAAAUUCACACCUCUUUGUUCUGCAACUGGGUGGCUCUGUCUUACUUAUCGGUAAUUGUUGUAAACUUUGUACUUUUACAACAAAUAUUGUCAGCAAAGAGAAAGCAUAUUGAGAAGAAAUUAAAACAUUCGUUCAAUUUCUCCUUCUCGUUUACAAUGCUUGCCCUGGCUUUACCUUGUCUCAAUUGGAUGAUUCUGUAUUAUUUAUUUAUUUAUUUUUAAUAUAAAUUUAGAGAAAGAAAGAAGCAUCUCAUUAAACAAAGUUCAGCAGAGGUUAUACGUUGUCGAUGCUUUAUACAGUGGUGUAAAUUCCUCUUUUAACUUGAAAAAUUUAAGAAAGACUUCAAAUAAUAAUUAAAAAAAGAGACAAAAACACAUAUAAUAUUUUUUUUAAUUGGAGUGUUCCUUUAACAAACUGGUGGCAUCCGGUGUGUUAUUAAUCAUAAUUGAAAUUUUUCUAAAUUACAUUUUUAUUAACAUUUUUGUUGACCUUCUCGUUACUUGUUAGGUUGCAGUAAAGAGGUAGGACUCGCAGGCAAGAGAGGCAAGUCAAAGAGUUAAAGGACCACUAUAGUGCCAGGAAAACAUACUCGUUUUCCUGGCACUAUAGUGCCCUGAGGGUGCCCGCACCCUCAGGGUCCCCCUCCCGCCCAGCUCUGGAAGGGGGAAAGGGGUAAAAACGUACCUUUUUCCAGCGCUGGGCGGGGAGCUCUCUGCCUCCUCUCCUCCUCCGAUCCACCCCGUCGGCUGAAUGCGCACGCGCGGCAAGAGCUACGCGCGCAUUCAGCCGGUCGCAUAGGAAAGCAUUCAUAAUGCUUUCCUAUGGACGCUUGCGUGCUCUCACUGUGAUUUUCACAGUGAGAAGCACGCAAGCGCCUCUAGCGGCUGUCAAUGAGACAGCCAUUAGAGGAUUUGGAGGAAGGCUUAACCCAUUGAUAAACAUAGCAGUUUCUCUGAAACUGCUAUGUUUAUUAAAAAAAUGGGUUAACCCUAGAAGGACCUGGCACCCAGACCACUUCAUUAAGCUGAAGUGGUCUGGGUGCCUAGAGUGGUCCUUUAAGAGAAAACAAUUCCUAGAUUUUACUAGUAUCAUGACGUAAAGUCAUGAUUUUAUUAAAGACACGGAGGCGAGUAUUAUGCAUAACUCUUUCUUUAUUUCCUCAGCAGCAAAGAUAGAGGAAUAUAAAUAUUAUCAAAUUGAAAGCAAAAAACUGUAUAAGUACACAGGCAACCAAUAGCAUAACAUAGGAAGUGGCUAUAUAAGGCCUGUGUCUCCCACAAUCCUCCUCUUUCUUGCGAAAACCGAGGACCAGCUAAGACGAAACGAUAUCCCACAUGGUCAGAAACAGGAACGGAAGCGCUUCAACAACUUCAAGCUAAAAGAGAGAGAGAAAUAUGGUAAUAACUAAACCCAAACUGUUUGCUUACCAGUCAGAACUGUUGGUCAUUCAUGAAACUGAAACGAAAUCUGAAAUUACAACAUAUGAUUGACAUCAAGCAGUUAUAUGCUUCAAACGAAAGUCAAGACAAAAAAGAGGACCAAAAUGUAACAUACCUGGAAAAUCCAAAAAAAAAAAAAAGCGCAUCUCCCUCGCAAACCCCCACACCGGGAGGGUGGGAGGGAAUAAUACUCGCCUCCGUGUCUUUAAUAAAAUCAUGACUUUACGUCAUGAUACUAGUAAAAUCUAGGAAUUUUAUUAAAGACACGGAGGCUCAUAUUAUGCAAGUUCAAAGCUGUGCUACUAUCUGAGAUGCGAUGUGUUCAAUUGGUUUGAAAUAGAAGUCUCGGAAGGUGGACUCACGAGACCAGUCUGCAGCUCGCAUGAUGUCCUCCAGACGGCAACCCACUAAAGAUGCCUUCGAGGCCAUGGCACCCCUCACGGAGUGAGGCGUAAAGGUAGAAGUGUCUAUACCCGCUAGGGAUAAAAGCCAACGAAUCCAACGCGCUAGCGUCGGAGUCGACACCGGUUGAUGAGGUGCCUUAAAGGAAAUGAAUAGGGGAUGACGAUCAGAAGAACGAAACGUUCUUGUAGCAUCCAUAUAAGCCUUAAGACAAUCCACCGGACAGAGUGCCGGGCACCCUGAGAACCUAGGGUACACGAAGGAUUUGGAUGCCGACUUAGUCCUAGAGAUGUUGAAAGUAACACCCUCAGGAGUAAACACGAUGGCACCCCAAUCCAGGGCCCUGACAUCGGAGACUCUCUUACAAGAGAUAAGACAAAGCAGCAUAACCAGUUUGGAUGACAGCUGUUUGAGAGUCAAUGCUUGGUUAGGGUACCAAGCCGAUAGGAACUGCAACAUUAUGUUGACGUCCCAAAAGGCCGAAAAACGCGACCGGGGUGGACGGGCGAGGCGAAUACCUCUAAGAAGGCGACAUAUAAAAGGAUGCCUACCGACGGGUGUGCCUUCUAAACCAUCGUGUCCGGCCGAAAUGGCCGAGCGAAAAAGAUUGAUAGUCCUGUACGCCUUGCCCGAAUCGAACAGGGACGUGAGAAAUUCCAUGAUCAGAUGGAAAGGGGCAGAUACGGGAUCCAUUGCCCGUUCCAUGCACCAACCCGACCAAGACUUCCAUGCUGCCCGAUAAGCUGAUCGUGUGCCCGGGGCCCACGCGUUAUCGAGGAGCAAGAGAGUUGUCUGUGGAACGUUAGGGACAAUCCAGCGUCCCCUGAAAGGAGCCAAGCCACCAGGGGCAACUGGUGCCGCAUCACCAGUUCGUGCGAGUUCCCAUCCGGAUCCAGGAGGAGAUCCGGGAAGUUCGGCAACAACCGUGGGAAGUCUAUCGACAACUCCAUCAGUCGAGGGAACCACGGACGGGAUCUCUACAGGGGAGUGAUCAGAACCAGACAACAGUCGUGGCGAACCAUUUUGGAGAGUGUGCGAGCAAUCAUGUUGAACGGAGGAAAGGCAUAGAGGCGACCCGGGGGCCAUUCUUGAAGAAAGGCAUCCGUCGCCACUGCCGCCGGAUCUGGCCUCCAACUGUAGAAUUUCGGUACCUGAGCGUUCAGCCGAGAGGCGAACAGGUCCAUCUCGAAACGACCCCAUUGACCUUCUAGGCCUCGGAAGACCGAGCCGUGCAAGCGCCAGUCUCCCGAGUCUCUUAAAUGUCUGGAAUUCCAAUCCGCAGUCGAAUUGUCCAGACCCGGAAUAUGCUCCGCCGUCACAGAGACGUUGUUGUAAAGGCAGAAUUGCCAAAACUCUUUUGCCAGAAGAGCCAACAUCUUGGAUUUGGUGCCACCCAGGUGAUUGAUGUAUCGGACCGCUGAUACGUUGUCCAGCUUGAGGAGAACGCAACAGUUUGCCCGUCCCGGGGUAAGGCUGCGGAUUGCAAAGGCUCCUGCCAGGAGCUCCAGGCAAUUGAUGUGUAAUGACUUCUCUGCGUCGGACCAUCUGCCUCCCGUGGAGGCGUUGCCACAACGAGCGCCCCAGCCGUAUAAGCUGGCGUCCGAUUCUAUGACUACGUCCGGAAGGGAACCGAAAAUUGCCCUUCCGUUCCAGGCCUCCAUGUGGGCUAGCCACCAGGCUAUCUCUUCCCUGGAUUCCUCGUCCAAACGAAUCCGUGAUUCGUAAGAGUGGCCUGAACGAAGGUGUGACCCCUUGAGCCGCUGCAGGGCUCGAUAAUGCAACGGGCCAGGGAAUAUCGCCUGAAUGGAGGAUGCCAGUAGGCCGAUGAUCCUCGCCAACUGACGUAACGAGAGAUCUGAGGCCCGGAGAGCUCGCCGGAGCUCUUUCUGAAUGGCCUUCAUCUUUGAUUCCGGCAAGUAGAGGAAUUGCCGUAUGGAAUCCACCUGAAACCCCAAAAACUCCAUCGACUGGGCGGGGGUCAUGACCGACUUGUCCCAGUUGAUUAGAAAACCUAGAUUCUGCAAAAGGUUGAUAGUCCAGCUCAGAUGCAACUCCAGGCAUUCUUUCGAUUGGGACAUAAUUAAAAUGUCGUCCAGGUAAAUAAUGAGGCGAAACCUCUGGUACGGAGGUACGCCACCACCGGCUUCAUCACCUUGGUGAAACACCAAGGGGCCGAGGAGAGACCGAAUGGCAGGCAUGUAAAACGCCAACGCCGUCCGUGCCAGGUGAAAUGCAAGUAGUCCCUGUAUUCCACCGCUAUUGGGACCGUGAAGUACGCGUCCUUCAGGUCCAAUUUGGCCAUCCAAUCCGACUGCCGCAGCAGAUCCCUGAGACAAUGGAUGCCCUCCAUCUGAAAAUGUUGGUAGCGCAGAAACGCGUUGAGAGGGCGAAGAUUUAUAACCGGGCGGACCCCGCCCCCUUUCUUGGGUACUAAGAAGAGAUUGCUCGUAAAGCCUGGGGCGGCGAACGGCAAUUCUUCUAUGGCACCCUUUGAAAACAUCUCCUCGACCUCCGCGGAGAUCAUCGCGUCCUGUUCCGGUGGGAGAGACAACUCCCUGGGAACAGAAAUUUGAACAGGCAGGGAAACAAACUCUAGGCGAUAACCCUUUACGCAUUGCAGAACCCAAGCAUCCGCAGUUAUAUCUGCCCACCUUAGGUAGAAAAAGGCCAGCCUCCCCGCCACCCGAACCUGAUCGAGAGGGGAAGAAAGGGUACUCACCAUAAGGGCGUCUGCCCGAAGUUCCACCACGGGGGUAUCUGGAGCCCCACGAUCUCCCCCUUGCCGGGAAGAAGGAAGGAGUUUUCGGGUCCUGGAACCCUCUGGAGGGAAAAAAGGAACCUCUGGUGGCACGGAAUGAGCCUCGGAAACCACGGCCGGGAGGACGGUUCCUGUUACGCCCGGCCCCUCUGAAAACCUUGGGCGCGAAGACGCGCUUCAUAUUUGCCUGCGCCUUGUCAAUAGCCGUAAAGGUCUUGACAUAUGACCCCAUGUCCUUCACGAAGGAUGUGCCAAACAACAGACCUUCAUCAGCCGAAUCAGGCUCCGCCACAGACAUAGCGGCCAAUUUAGGGUCAAUCUUUAGUAGAAUGGCCUUGCGCCUCUCGGAGGACACCGCCGUGUUGGCGUUACCCAGAAGGCAUAUAGCCCGUUGGACCCACCCGAUGGCCACAUCCACAUCCAAAACAGAUUCCCCUGAUCUAGUGGCAUCAAGAAGCUCGUACAGCUUCGACAGGGGGCCCAGCGUAUCCAGGAUCCUAUCCUGGCAUCCCUUCAGGGAAUGAUCAAGACCCUUCUUAGGUUUCCAGCCAGAUUUAUUUAAAAAUUGGGCGAUUUGUGGGUCGAUUUCUGGGGUUUUGCAGGCAGCGCCAGGGAGAGAAGGCCGUGGGCACUCGGCGCGCAGCUUAUUGCGGCCUUCUUUGGAUAGUGGCGUGCGAAUUCGCUUAGCCACAUAUUGGGCGAUGUGGUCCGGAGGGACCCAUUCGGCAGACCGCGGGUGACGGAGGUCGUCCGGGUCAAACAUGGGGUUACCCUGUGGGUCUAGCAGGGCUAUAUUGUCCCCAGCGGGGCCAGUGACCUUACCUCGGGGGUUGGCAGAGGACCUAGAAGGGGGAGCCCCCGUAGGGGGUAUGUCCUCUCCCGACUCGUCAUCAACAAAGGAGUCGUACUCCAUAAAAUCGGAUUCAUUUUCCACACUCCGGUCGGAAUCCGACUCAUCAUCCAGGGCUCUAGCCCGUUUCCACAAUCUAGCCUUUUUAGCCCGGCCAGGGGCUCUUGUGCGCGUGGGAUGCGCGCUAUCUGUGACCGCCAGAGGCAAGUCAGUCAUGGCAGGCAAAACCUGCAUCGAGGAGUGGGAACCGAUAUGACGAGAUUUAUCCUUCGCCUUACGGGCACCCGGCACAGUAUGGGCAGGAGAAGGGGACCCCACACCCAGGGGGGCAGGGGUAGCCGUGGAAGGCAAAAACCCAGAUUGCAGAGACUGGGUAAAGGAGGAGGAGACAGCCCCCAUAGCUGAGGCAAUAGCCUUCUGAAGGGAGGAAGCCAUAGUGGCCUCUAAUAAGGCUUGAAACUCCUGAGAUGCCAUAGCACCCUCAGGGUUAACAUUAGGAAAAUCCUCAGAGGGAUCAGUAGGCCCAUCCUCCCUAUCCUGCAUAAUGGCAGAGACACUAGAAAAACGGCACUGAACAAUAAAGGUGAAAACUAAAUAAGUGGGUUGAUUAACCCAGCAACAACACAAAGGACCUGAUCGCUGGUGUAGCAGGGAGACCCAGAGAGAACAGACCGCACGGCAGGACACUGAGCGAUGCGUAGCGAUCACCCAAAAUGGCCGCCGUCUAAUAACAAACUGCACACGUGUAGAGGCCCCCGGCGGGGGAAGGGGCGCGCGCGCACCUACCCGCGCGGGUAGUCUGUGAAAGGGAAAAACACGAGCGCACUCAGCCGCGGUGCCGAGAGAAAACCGCCGCGGCAGAGGGCAGCGCUGGGAAGCGCUCGGUGAGAGAUAGGGGCGGGAGGGAGGGGAAGAGAGAGAGCCCGCGGCCGCGGGCAAAACGCCCCAGGGAGGUCCCCAAAUACACCAACGAUCCAGGCAACAAGAGUAAAAGACAAGCAAUAAAACAAUAAAUAAUAAUGAGCAUGACGCAAAACCAGAAAACACAACAAAUAAUACUAAUAAAAAGCAAUGAGUAGAGAGCUCAAUAAUGGUACUUAGCUGUCUGAGGAAGCAGCAAAGAAAGAGGGGGAUUGUGGGAGACACAGGCCUUAUAUAGCCACUUCCUAUGUUAUGCUAUUGGUUGCCUGUGUACUUAUACAGUUUUUUGCUUUCAAUUUGAUAAUAUUUAUAUUCCUCUAUCUUUGCUGCUGAGGAAAUAAAGAAAGAGUUAUGCAUAAUAUGAGCCUCCGUGUCUUUAAUAAAAUCUAUACUGUGCAUCAUAAAUAUUGGGAAGGUUACAAGCCAACAAAUAUGUUGAAUCAAAGCGUAGCAACUUAUGUUUAGGUAUUAAUGGUAGUGUCAUGGUGUAGCCUAUGGUAUCUUGUAUUAGCGUACUGUUAGUAGUUUUUCGAUGUAACUUGAGUUAGUGAUGUAGCUCCUAUGUCCAUAUUAAUCAUAAUUUUAUACAGCUUUUUGUCACUUACCGUAAAUAACUUUUUUUUUUCUUAUGCUUGUGUUAAUUUUUAGAUCUCAAAGUACAAAGGAUUAUCAUGAAUUUCAUCUGUGAUCCUGACAUCUCCAAAGUGCCAAAGUGCAUUGAACAUGCUUUACAAGCUUCAUAUCCGCGAACCAGAUAUAGCCCAGGUUGGGAUGCCAAACUGGUGUGGCUACCAGCCUCCUACAUGCCAUCUUUUAUUGUGGAUGCAGUCCUGGCUUUUGUCCUUCCCAAACCAGAGUACAGAGUUUGCUAAGACUAUUAAAUGACAGAGAAUCAUCCUUUUAGAGAAAUGUGGUAAAAAAAAGUCUAGCGCAGUAUUUACUUUUACACACUUUACAUGUUAUUGUAAAUUUUAUAUUUAUCAUCACCACAAGGCUCUCGACUUACUGAAGACCAAAUGAAUUGUCUUUGAUAAUGGAGAGAGGAUCAUUUAUUUAUAAUACAUUUUGUGUGACAUUUUUAAUAUUAGAGAUUUCAUUAUGCCCUAUGUGUUGGCAUACAUUGUAACAUGAUUUUUUUUUUUUUCGUUCUAUACCAUACUGACCUAUUAUGAUAAUUUAUCUCUGUGAUUCUAGAUAGCAACUGCUUUAUACUGACAUAUAUGAUGAUGUCUAUCCUACAACAGAAUACUACACGUAAUCCUUUUUACAUUAAGGUGUAUAGAAACAUAGAAUGUGACGGCAGAUAAGAACCAUUCGGCCCAUCUAGUCUGCCCAAUUUUCUAAAUACUUUCAUUAGUCCCUGGCCUUAUCUUAUAGUUAGGAUAAACUUAUGCCUAUCCCAUGCAUGCUUAAACUCCUUUACUGUGUUAACGUCUACCACUUCAGCUGGAAGGCUAUUCCAUGCAUCCACUACCCUCUCAGUAAAGUAAUACUUCCUGAUAUUAUUUUUAAACCUUUGCCCCUUUAAUUUAAGACUAUGUCCUCUUGUUGUGGUAGUUUUUCUUCUUUUAAAUAUAGUCUCCUCCUUUACUGUGUUGAUUCCCUUUAUGUAUUUAAAUGUUUCUAUCAUAUUCCUCUUGUCUCAUCUUUUCUCCAAGCUAUACAUGUUAAGAUCAUUUCAGCUUUCCUUGUAACUCUUGUCCUGCAAUCCAUGAACUCGUUUAGUAGCCCUUCUCUGAAUUCUCUCUAAAGUAUCAAUAUCCUUCUGGAGAUACAGGUCUCACCAGUGUUCUGUACAAUGGCACUUGCCUCUUUCUACUGCUAAUACCUCUCCCUAUACAACCAAGCAUUCUGCUAGCAUUUCCUGCUGCUCUAUUAUAUUGUCUGCCUAACUUUAACUCAUCUGAAAUAAUUACCCCUAAAUACCUUUCCUCAGAUGUUGAGGUUAGGACUCUAUCAAAUAUUCUGUACGCUGCCCUUGGGUUUUUACAACCAAGAUGCAUUAUCUUGCACUUAUCCACAUUAAAUGUCAGUUUCCACAGCUUUGACCAUUUUUCUAGUUUACCUAAAACAUUUGGCUUAUCCCUCCUGGAACAUCAACCCUGUUACAUAUCUUAGUACCAUCAGCAAAAAGACAUACCUUACCAUCAAGACCUUUUGCAAUAUCACUAAUAAAAAUAUUAAAGAGAAUGGGUCCAAGUACAGAUCCGUGAGGUACCCCACUGGUGACAAGCCCAAGCUUCGAAUAUAUUCCAUUAACUACAACCCUCUGUUGCCUGUCACUCAGCCACUGCCUUACCCAUUCAACAAUCCAAACCUAAAGAUUGCAGUUUAUUGAUAAGCCUUCUAUGUGCAACAGUGUCAAAAACAUUACUGAAAUUUAGGUAAGCAAUGUCUACUGCACCACCCUGAUCUAUUAUUUUAGUUACCCAAUCAAAAAAAUCAAUAAGAUUAGUUUGGCAUGAUCUCCCUGAAGUAAACCCAUGUUGUCUCUGAUCUUGAAAUCCGUGUGAUUUUAGAUGUUCAACAAUCCUAACCUUUAACAUGGUUUCCAUUACUUUCCCCACUACCGAAGUAAGGCUUACUGGCCUGUAGUUUCCCGACUCCUCCCUACUACCUUUCUUGUGAAUAAGCACAACAUUCGCUAAUUUCCAUUCUUCUGGGAUUACUCCUGUUAACAAUGAUUGGUUAAAUAAAUCUGUUAAUGGUUUUGCUAGUACACCACCAAGCUCUUUUAAUAACUUUGGGUGUAUUCCAUCAGGUCCCAUUGACUUAUUUGUCUUUACUUAUUUGACAGUUGAAAUAGAACCCCUUCCUCUGUAAACUCACAUGUAACAAAUUACUCAUUUGACCUUUUUCCUAACUGAGGCCCCUUUCCUUCAUUUUCAUCUGUAAAUACUGAACAAAAAUAUGAAUUAAUGCAGUCAGCUAGACCUUUAUCCUCAAUUACAUACUUUCCUUCUUUUGUUUUUAAUCUAACUAAUCAUUGUUUUACUUUCCUUUUCUCACUUAUGGAGCUAAAAAGUGUUUUGUCCCCUUUUUUACUGACAGUGUGUAUAGUUAAUAUUUUGUCUUUCCAAUAGAUUUUUUUUAUCCUUCUUUUCCAUAGCCUAUGGAUCAUAUUCUUUUUAAUUGAUCAAUUAAUAUACUAGAAGUUUGUGUUAUGAUUUUUUUUAGUGAAAGUUAAUGUUACUAGUCUGCAUUAUCCCUGACAUAAAUGGCUUGACUAUGGCCCAUUACAGAACUGCCUAUAUUAAACAGAUUUAUACAGACUUCAUAUGAUUUCUAGUCUUCCAGACUGCUUCAGUGACCAGUCCCCACACAUAAUGCAAUUUAGCAUAAAGUACUUUAUGUAUAAGAAGCAUAUCAUGUUAAUUGCUGUUUAUAAAAGUGCUGAUUUCUAUUUGGUAUUGGAACUUUGAUAAAUAAUUGCAGAAACACGUCCCUGGCUGCAGGGCCUAAUUUAGAGCCCAUUGGGCCUGGUGCUGCCAAUUAUGAUGGUACUAAUUACAGAAUUUUAUCGACAGAAAACACUAAAACAGUUACACUUCCCAAGUGUCAUGUAUCUGGUGGAGGUGAUGAUGGAGAGAAACUCACAGGAUGCCUUAUAUAGACAGGAAUAUAAGAAUAAAAGAGAAUAUGAAUAUAAGAAUACACAUACCCUAUGAAAAUCUUCAUCUCUCAACCAAAUCCAUACUCCCCAACAUCAGUGUCCUAUGUAGCGGGAUGUUGAGGGGGGAGGGGCAGGCAGGAUUAGAGAAGGUGGGCUAGUGACACAAAUCACGACAUUGGCACAACCCAAAAUGGCAAACCCUCCCAGAAAGAGGGCAGGUUUGCCUGAAGAAUUCAAAGCUCUGUCUGGCGUGGAUGCAAGGCUGCCUGCCAAUCGCACAGGCUGACCAACUAAGGGCGGACUAGGCAGAUAGCGCUGUUUCAGCACCUUGAACUUGGCGUGAAUACGUCCAAUGAUGUGCUCGCUCUACAUUUUCUGGGGACUGUCCCUUUGAACUCACUUGUCCACUCCUAGCAGGCAGAAGCUCCCAGUAUGCAGUCUGGGACAGAGAACAAUUGGACAAUUGGAUGUGGUGAAUGUAGAGAGACCAAAUCAGCAAGAGCAUUUGCACAGUGUUCAAAGUCAGCUUUGCCUAUACUAAUUUAAAUUCAGCCAGCCCACACUAGUUGUGUUCCCCUACAGCCUUCCUAGGUUCCCAUAUUUAAUUAUCUCUGCACAAAGCAAGAGCAAUCAGUAAAAGUAGAAAAGUAGUGAAAAAAAAUAAAAUAAAUGCAAAUCAAUGGACCUAUUCCAUAAGUAUGGUCCUGGAGAUCCGGCUUCUUUAGCCCCUAUGUUUAAUCUGGCUCUUCCUAGCUGUCAGUCAGACAAGUGGGGAGUUUAUAUUCCUGAUACCAUUAUCUCCUUAUAGCUAACUGAAGUGGCAGGGGUGCCCUGCUUUAGUGUGCCUGCCAUAACCCCCCAAGUCACAGUGAGCCUGUGAGCGCACAUCCACAGGGCUUGUCUUACUUGGCUGUUCCCUGCCUCCUACUUGGAAAGCCCUGCACAUGCACACUCACACGUGUAAGUACAUGCAUACACUCAUGGCUCAAAACCAGAGGCUUCCAGAUGAAAAGCCUCUGAUUGGUCAUUUCCCCAUCAAAUACUGAAAGUCUGCGCUAAGGAGAAAGGGGAGGGCUGGGAAAGGCUCCAGACAAGAGAUCUGCAGCUUUUGCAAGCUCUUUUUAGAUAUACACCCUUAGCAUGCAUGUCCUCAUUGGAAGUAUGUCUACUAAAAAUGUAAUCCAUUUGUGGGGCCUAGCUCCUGAGCUGAGUGGACAUGCAGAUCCUGAGCUCCAGAAAUAUAUGUUGAUUUUAGGGUACUUCACACUGUCACUUGGCACGAACACCCACCGCGAGCACUAUCUGAGUCUGGGGUUCCCCGAGGACUGACCAGAGGAUUCGUAUGAACCCACAACAGAUUGGUGACUCGAAAAACUAAGCUGUGCCCUACUGGGGACAGAACCAGGAAGAAGCGGCUGAUCUCCUUGCCCUCAGGUUCCCGGUUCAGCAUCACUACACUCCUACCCCCUGGACCAGUGGGGGUUAUCCCAGUCCCCACUGAACUCUCUUGGGCUACUCAUCCAAUCCUAAUCUCACGCUCCAGGCCACUACUUGCGGUAGGUUCAAAGUGCUGCGCACACAAAAUGGCGUCCACCCCUGAACUCAUGGAGCAGGACCUAAGUCACUUCUCUUUAGAGUGUACCUUACGAAAGCUUUAUGCAAUCUGCCAGAGCUUCUAGAAGAAGAUACACAAACGCACAUGGGCUGCUGUGCAGGGAACACAGAACGAAAGCAUAGGAAGCUUGCUGCCUGACCGACAGGGUCCUCCUCAGGGUGAUCCUAUUAUGCCAGCGCAACCUCCCCAUGCUGUACACCCAUCAAGAUCCCCACGAGGCAUAGCCUCUUUGCAUCAACAACGCCUGUGGAGGAUUUCUCGACGACGGCGCUUACCACCUGGUUCUCUAUAAUUCUCCGGAGGAAGAAAGGACUUAGUACAUGGAUAGGUCCAAGUCUGUGGAAAAUCGAUGCCAGCCCUCACACAGGCCUGGGGCUUGAGGAGAACCCUACCCAAGCGAUGCUAACCACCGGGCCUUUGCCCAUAGCCUGCCGGCUUUGCUGCCUGAUCGGCUGAAACAGGAAUAGAUCUGCAGCCUCCUGAAAAUCACCAGCCAUCUCCCUGUAUGGGACUUGUAUAAAAGGGGACAUUUAUUUCCUAGAGGCCUACCGCUCAAGCUUUAGUGAUGUAUAAUGAUGAACAGUAUUAGAAACUAUUGUUUUGAUUUACUUUCAACACAUAUGUUUUUUCCAUGUAUAUGCCCUGGAGUGUUACCCAGACAGUCUCAGUGGUACUUACUUUGCCUAUAAGGCACACUCAGGUCUAGCUUAACUUUACUAGUUUGACAUGCUUAAUGUUUCUUUAUAUCUUGUACAGUAUUAUGCAGACCUAGACCGUAACCAGCCUGACUCCUUUAUGGAAACUUUUUCUUGUACGCCUAAUCUGUUUCCUCUAAUUUAACAAGGAAAAUUUGCUGUUUUAUGAGUUUGUUGUUCGCUUGCUCUGUGGCGCUGCAAGCCUGUUUGUAACUUUAAGCACAGUAAAAAUAAAGACUGACAAAAAAUCCAUCCAGAGUUCCUUUAAGAAAUACAGGAAAUCUAAAAAAAAAUGUAAAAAUAUAUUUAGCAAUAGCCUAUAAAUACUACAAGGUUUUGUAGAAUAUGCAAUUGUGCUGCUAAGUUCAAAAAGUGGGGCUACCCACUGAUUUCCCUAGAGUUACCAUGGAAACCAAAUAUUUGUACUGAUUUACCACUUUUUGCACUUUGCAGUGGAAUUACACUUUAUACAUCCAUGAAUGUACUGUACGCGCAACACUUUUCAUAUGUAAUCCAUUAACUUUCUUUUGUGUAUUAUUAUUAUUAUAAUUAUUAUUGGAAGUUAAGUAUUGUGUCACUUUAAAAAA